CUUGGUUUCACAAGCAACACAAGUCUUUUACAUCCUAAAACAUCACAACUCAAUAUCUAUUUCUCAUCCAUUCCAACAUAAAAUAAACAAUGGGUUUCCGCAGUAUUAUUAGAAGAAGAUCAUUUUCCAAAACCCAAGGAUCUACCAAAGGAUUUGAAGUCCCUAAAGGCUAUCUUGCGGUCUAUGUUGGAGAUAAAAUGAGGCGGUUUGUGAUUCCGGUAUCAUACUUGAACCAACCAUUGUUUCAAGAAUUAUUAAAUCAAGCAGAAGAAGAAUUUGGAUAUGAUCAUCCCAUGGGUGGUCUCACAAUUCCAUGCAGUGAAGAUAAAUUCCUAAAUCUCACUUCUCGCUUGAGCGAAUUGUAGACCAUGAUGAUGAAGAUUCAUAUAGACUAGUCAAGGCUAAUUUGUAGAGAAGGCAUAUUUUUUUGUAUCAUGAAGAUUUUUCAUUUUGUUUCUUCCAUGUAUCAUUCCUACGGAAAUAUUGUUUCCAGAAUGAGAAUGUUAUGAUACAACACAUUGUUGAAACACAGAUUUUUUUUUCCAAAUCUCAAUGAAACAGCUUUAACCACUUGUUGCUAGAUUCUUCUAUAAUUUUUAUUUCGUGCUUUCAGCAUCACUAGCUUUGAAUAAUUAUUUUCAUUGAAUUUGGACUGUUCCAUCUAUAUUGGUAAAGUUGUAACAUUUAACUUACUUCCAUUGCAUUUUUUGUAGAAAUUUUUAAAAAAUAUCCUAGUAACCAAGUACUAAACAUUGAAAAGCUGCUAAAGAAACGUUGAG
Vicia villosa (hairy vetch) is the source of this 779-nucleotide messenger RNA. Its product is annotated as auxin-induced protein 10A5-like. The transcript has a single exon. Gene Ontology annotation, biological process: response to auxin. Bases 90 to 365 code for a protein of 91 amino acids. The record is from RefSeq and is a predicted model, not a curated record. Lineage: Eukaryota; Viridiplantae; Streptophyta; Magnoliopsida; Fabales; Fabaceae.